This is a messenger RNA of Hydractinia symbiolongicarpus, 612 nucleotides long. RefSeq lists its product as uncharacterized. Gene Ontology annotation, biological process: double-strand break repair via homologous recombination; base-excision repair; nucleotide-excision repair. The record is from RefSeq and is a predicted model, not a curated record. Gene Ontology annotation, molecular function: damaged DNA binding; single-stranded DNA binding. Gene Ontology annotation, cellular component: nucleus; site of double-strand break; DNA replication factor A complex. The transcript has 2 exons. Lineage: Eukaryota; Metazoa; Cnidaria; Hydrozoa; Anthoathecata; Hydractiniidae. The coding region runs from base 73 to 438 and encodes 121 amino acids.
UUUUCAUUAUUUAACAACAUUUUAGAACCUUGUUCAGGCAGGUAUAAAAACUUCAAUGAACAUAUAACAGUAAUGGAAAACAAAGUGAUAGAAUCAAAGCACUAUGUAAAUGGUGCAAUGCUACAAAAUAAUGUUGGUAAGACUGUGUGUGCCAUUGGUCGUAUCACCAUCAUGAAUCCAAAUGGAAUGGAGUUGAGAGUUCAGCUGGCUGAUGGUAAAGAGGUGAAAGCACAGUUGGAAGAUCAACUUGAAGAACCACUUGAAGGAUUUGUGCAAAUGCUUGCUCGUGUAAACAAAGACUUAUCUCUAACGGUGGAGCAUCUUGUUAGCUUUGGUGCAGGGGAAAUUGACUUAAAUAUUUACAACGAAGCAGUGGUUUUGAUGGCCAAACAUCCUGGUUUAUUUUCAUCAAGUGAAGUGAACGGACAAAUGUAUUAAAUGUAUUAAUGUAUAAGAGCACUCUAUGACAAUAGUGAAGAAUGACAACAAGGAGCAGAAUCAAAUGGACAAUUGUAUUUUUAUUUUUUGCUUGGACAUGUAUGUUACACAAAAUAUUUAUUAUCAUCUAAUGGUAGUGCAAGAAUUUCCUGUGUUUUUCAGGAAAACCAGCAA